Molecule: messenger RNA, 1574 nt
Organism: Ipomoea nil (Japanese morning glory)
Lineage: Eukaryota; Viridiplantae; Streptophyta; Magnoliopsida; Solanales; Convolvulaceae
Product: probable lysophospholipase BODYGUARD 4
Exons: 3
Coding region: 134-1447 (437 amino acids)
Source: RefSeq, a predicted model, not a curated record
CAUCUGUUAUCCCUACAGAAUCUUCAACUUGAAGGUGCUCCAGCAAACACGUAUCGCUUUGUUAAUCCGCACAAUUCAACCAAAAUUCCCUCCUUUACCAUCUUCGCUUCUCUCUCUGCCAAACCAGAAUCGAAUGCCGAAAUUCUCUGCAACUUUCAUGGCAAAACGCGGUGUAACAAGAGCUGCAGAUUUCAUCAUCACUCUACUUAGCUUCAUCGUUUUCUUGGUUCUCGAUUUCCUCGACGCUCUUCUCUGCGUGCUGUACCGCUUCAUGGACGCCUUCUUGGAAGGAACGACCUCAUGCUACUGCUCAUCAUCGCCGCCGGCUGGAGAGAAAAGCGACGAGCUUUCGGAGACCCUUCGCCGGAGGAAAAAUGUUUUCCGGCGGGGAAUUCUGGGUGCUUUUGGUUUUACUCAUCAUUUCGCCGCCGGAAUCAAGAAUGCAAGGGGUGGCGGUGGAAGAGGGAAGAACAGGUGGUCUGACUGUGGGUGUGAGUCUUGUGUUUCUUGGAUGAAGAAGGGCAAUGAUUUAAGGCUUCAUUUUGUUGUCAGAGAACCAUCUAAAGGAGAUAUAGAUGGCAAGGAGGGAGCAGAAAACGUAAUAUUCUUACAUGGUUUUAUAGCUUCUUCCUCGUUUUGGACUCAAACUGUUUUUCCCAAUCUAUCUGAAGAUUCAAGGCAAAAGUAUAGAUUGUUUGCAGUAGACUUACUGGGAUUUGGGAAAAGCCCAAAACCAAUGGAUUGUUUAUACACCAUAAGAGACCAUAUAGAAAUGAUUGAAAGAACAGUGAUAAUCCCAUUUCAGCUCAAAUCUUUUCACCUGGUUGCUCACUCCAUGGGAUGUGUGGUGGCAGUGGCAUUAGCAGCAAACUACUCAAAGUCUGUCAAAUCGAUCACCUUGAUAGCACCCCCUUAUUUCCCGUGUUCUGGAGAGGAUAAUGCUAGUGUGACAGCCCUAGAGAAGCUUGCAGCGAGACGAGUAUGGCCACCGUUGUUGUUUGGCUCGGCCUUCAUGUCAUGGUAUGAGCAUCUGGGCAGAUGUGUGUGUUUCCUUUUCUGCAGAAACCACAGAGCCUGGGAAAGGAUUCUCAAACUAAUCACCAGAAGGGAUCUGCAUUUCUUGGUGGCUGAUAUGACGCGACACACUCACCAUUCUGCCUGGCACAGCAUGCACAAUGUGAUCUGUGGUGGAGCAAAGGUGAUGGAUGAGUACUUGGAAACACUGAGAAUUUGUGGGGUGAAAAUGAAAGUGAUUCAAGGGUCAAAGGACCAAGUAGUUCCAUUGGAAUGUAGCAGUAACAUGAAGAUGAAAGUUGGAGAUAAUGCAGAAGUGAAAGUUAUAGCCAAUGCGGAUCACAGUUCUGUAGUUGUAGGCAGAGAAGAGGAAUUCACUAGAGAUUUAGAGCAAUUUUGGGCAUCCAUUACUACUUCAGAUAAUGUGGCAUGAUUUAAAACUUUUCUUUUUUUUCCAAAUUCUUUUUGAAAUAUUUCCCCACCCUCCAAUUCAGAAGAAAUUCUUUGUAAAUGCAUUGAUUGUUGUAAUCUCAAUAAAAUUUUCAGGGCUUUUGAUAAGC